GAACGGGAGCAGGAGAUUGACCGCUGGAGGGUGAAGUGCGUGCAGGAAGUGGAGGAAAAGAAGCGGGAGCAGGAACUCAAAGCAGCUGCUGACGGGGUCUUAGCUGAAGUAAGGAAAAAACAGUCAGACACCAAAAGAAUGGUGGACAUUCUUCGUGCUUUAGAGAAAUUGAGGAAGCUGAGGAAAGAAGCUGCAGCAAGAAAAGGGGUCUGUCCUCCUGCUUCAGCAGAUGAGACUUUUGAGCACCAUCUUCAACGGCUGAGAAAACUCAUUAAAAAGCGCUCUGAACUGUAUGAAGCUGAAGAAAGAGCCCUCCGAGUUAUGCUGGAAGGAGAGCAGGAGGAGGAGAGGAGAAGAGAACUGGAAAAGAAGCAGAGAAAAGAGAAAGAGAAACUCCUACUUCAGAAACGUGAAAUUGAGUCCAAGUUAUUCGGGGAUCCAGAUGAGUUCCCACUUGCUCACCUCUUGCAGCCAUUCCGGCAGUAUUACCUCCAGGCUGAGCACUCCGUGCCUGCGCUCAUUCAGAUAAGGCAUGAUUGGGAUCAGUACCUGGUACCAUCUGAUCAUCCUAAAGGCAACUCCGUUCCCCAAGGAUGGGUCCUUCCUCCGCUCCCCAGCAACGACAUCUGGGCAACUGCUAUUCAGCUUCAUUAAGAUGCUCCAGGAGUGUGGUCCAGCGGGCAAGCACUGGAGCUCUAGAUAUUAGAGAUGCUGUUGUCUCAUGAUGUGCUCUCUGUACAACUUAAACUCCAUGCGGCAUUGUCCUAGCUCGAAAGCCCUGGGCAGGGGUGCCUCUGGAGCCAGGAGAUUCAUAAGGUUCUUCUGGAAAGGGCUUAUUAGCAUGGGCUGUGGCCUUGGCUUACUAAAUCUGCCUGUUUUGAGAGGCUUGGUUCAAUGUGGCCUGCUCAUUUGCUCUAGAUUGGUUGUAUAUUGGUGGGUAAAUACAGGCAGCACACUUGGUUACUGCUUGAAGGUGUUCACUGAGUAGAGUUAGCAGCCACUGCCCCAUCUUCCCAUACCAACUGCCCUCCAGCUCCCAGGAGCACAGGUCAAAGUUUGACCUACAGUUC
This is a messenger RNA of Mastomys coucha (southern multimammate mouse), 1070 nucleotides long. RefSeq names its product programmed cell death 7 (gene Pdcd7). NCBI's taxonomy places the organism in Eukaryota, Metazoa, Chordata, Mammalia, Rodentia, Muridae. The annotation marks the transcript as partial. The transcript has 5 exons. The record is from RefSeq and is a predicted model, not a curated record.